Cornus florida is the source of this 1164-nucleotide messenger RNA. RefSeq lists its product as uncharacterized. Lineage: Eukaryota; Viridiplantae; Streptophyta; Magnoliopsida; Cornales; Cornaceae. The record is from RefSeq and is a predicted model, not a curated record. The transcript has 3 exons. Bases 1 to 1164 code for a protein of 387 amino acids.
AUGACGGGAAUUAGUCACAGCAUGGUGAUAGCAGCCAACAUUAACAGCAUCAAGGUGCAAAUCAAUCACAGCAUGGUGAUGACAGUAGCCGUUAACAACAUGACGAUGAGAAUCAGUCACGUCACAACGAUGGUCAUCAAUCACAUCAUGACGAUGAUCAACCUUAUCGCAGGAUUGACCGACCUCGCGCUAGUCAGUCUCGCGCUAAAGAAGAUCAGCAAAAGAGUUGACGAUAAGAAAGGAGACAAGAAAAGGCUAGCCGCUAGCUCCAAAGACGAGAGAGACACCAAGUUUAGAAAGCCUGCCAAUGAUAGGCCCCCUAGAGUACCCAGGGGGCAAGAUAGCUACACUAACUUCACUCCCUUGAACACCCUGAUUAGCCAGAUCCUCUUGCAGAUCCAAGAUGACCACUCCUUGAAAUGGCCCCCCAAGUUAAAAUCAGAUCCAACAAGGAGAUCUAGGGCCAAGUAUUACCGGUUCCAUAGAGAUCAUGGGCACAAUACCGAUGAUUGCUUAGACUUGAAGAACCAGAUAAAAAGCCUAAUUCGACGUGGGCAGUUGCACAGAUAUGCCACUGACCGUGAAAAAGGUGCAACUCAACCAACUCGUGAAAAUAGAGAGAACAACCCUCCUGGCCACUCAUUGGGAGAAAUAAAGGAUGCUAGGGGAAUCCAGCAGCCACAUGACGAUCCUUUAGUAGUGACGAUAGUCGUAACCAACUAUACAAUCCAUUGCAUACUAAUAGACAAUGGUAGUUCUGCUGACUUGUUAUUUAUUAAGGCAUUUGACAAGAUGUGUAUUGGCAGGGAAAUGUUAAGACCAAUGAAGUCCCCCCUUAUUGGUUUUUUUGGAGAAAAGGUAUUCCCUUUAGGUGUAAUCACACUACCAUUGAUAGCCAAGACCAGUCCGAAACAAGUAACUGUGAUGGUAGAAUUUCUGGUAGUGGACUGUCCAUCUACGUAUAAUAUAAUCUUGGGGAGAAUGACCUUGAAUGCAAUAAGAGCCGUCACUUCUAUGUACCACCUGUUGAUGCAGUUCUUUACAGAACAAAGCAUUGGUGAGUUAAGAGGUGACCAAGCAAUAGUAAGGAAGUGUUACACUGUAGCUUUAAGAACAAAAAGUUGCAGGAAGCGUUGGCCAUUGAGAAACCAGAAGGGGAACUAA